This is a messenger RNA of Klebsormidium nitens, 2369 nucleotides long. The record is from the annotation of a GenBank genome assembly. NCBI's taxonomy places the organism in Eukaryota, Viridiplantae, Streptophyta, Klebsormidiophyceae, Klebsormidiales, Klebsormidiaceae.
CUCCUGGGAACGCCGCCCCAGGGGGGGGCGACGCCCGCCAGGGCAGCCCUGCAGCAGCUCUUCCAGAAGGCCAGCGCGUCUCCCCCCAAAGAAGUGUCCCCGUCUGCGUUCAUGAACCUCGCGCAGGGAGGGGGGGAAGGGCUCCAGGGAACCGAAGCGCCCCCGUUCCAAAUGAAUGUCCCCGAGCAAGCAUCGCCGGCGCACUUUGGGGCACAGCGGAGGCUUUCGUUGGACCAGUACUAUCCGGGGGCAAUCCCAGAGAGGCCCAGCGCGGCUGACAUCACGGCGAGGUUCAUAUUGGCGCAGCAGGACCGGAUGGAUCAGCGGAAACAGCUGAGGGAGCAGGCGCGCCAGAGAGAAGCACAGCAGUUUGGUGGCAUCGGGAGCCCUCAGGCGAGCUACCCGACCGCAGCGUCCAUGGCCACAGCGCAAAAGGCGGCCAAGCUGUGGCAGAGCGGUCCGCUGCAGGAAGCUCUAAACGAGUUCGUUGGAGAGCCCCCUCAGUCGAUGCACUCGGGGAUGCUUCCACAGGACAACCCGGCAGGGGCACGCGCGCGCGCUCGCGGCCUGGCGUAUCCCUCUGGUCAGAGCUUCACUGUAAAAGCGGGGCCGAGUGGCGCCGCUGGGCAAGGGGGGCAACGGCCCGGGGAUGCGCAGUCCGAGACGAGUGGCAAGCGUGGAGUUCCGGGCGGUUCCGGCGACGAGGCAAGCGCAGAGAGCGCUCCUCAGAGGAAGAAAGCAAGGAAGCCCACGCCGGCGGCUUCAAACCCGCUCGAGCUGCGCAUUCCUCCUGCGCCCGUCUUCACCGCUGGCGGCCCCCCGGCGCCCAUCGACCCCCCUACGCAGUACUUGCGCCGCCCGGGCCUCGAGCCCUCCGUUCGGCCGUCCAAAAUCGCCCCCGGCCUGCCCUUCAUCUACCAGCCCCCUACGGCGUCGCUUGACUUUCAGCAGGAAAAGAAGGAGGAGGUUCUACCCGAGACCCACAUUAAGACGACCCGAGCCAGGAGGGGCCAGGCGACGGACCCCCACAGCAUCGCCGAGCGACUGCGGCGCGAGAAGAUCUCGGAGCGGAUGCGGCAGCUGCAGGCGCUGAUCCCGCACCACAAGUCGAACGACAAGGCGACCAUGCUGGGCGAGAUCAUCGAGUACAUCAAAUUCAUGCAGCUGCAAGUGCAUGUUUUAGGCCUGGGCAAAGACACGGCGGCCCCCUUGGCGACCCGUAUGGUUUUGGGACUGGGCAAAGACGCGGCGGCCCCUUUGGCGACCGCUCUCCCUGCCGGCCUGCCCGAGGUCGCCAAAGGCCCCGCUGAGGGGCCGCUCCCAGUCCAAGACGCGUCCGUGGCCCAGGACUUGCUGAACCACCUCGAAACAGGGCCCGAGAGGGCCGUGCAGUAUCUGCUCGAGCGGGGGCUUUGCCUGAUGCCGGCGCCGCUGGCUGCGCAAGUGCUGCGGUCUGGGCCGGCCUCCGACCAGCAGACCGCGCCGCCCGCUGGCCAAGCCACCAGCGGCACCGUCGUACAGGACCAGAGCGCCUCGGUGGCGUCAUCCGCGCCCAGCAACGUCCAUGUGCCGUCAGCAACCCAGCCUGCGCCCACCGAGCAUGACGUCACCCCGACGACCGCCGUUCUGUCCGGGUGGGCGGAGGAAGAAGGUACGGACCGCCCCGCGGGGACACGGCGGACCUCCGGGGGGCUCGCAGUACCAACGGGCGUGCAGCCGUCGAGUCGAAGUGGGACGCAGCCGGGGCAGGGGAGAUAAGCAGGGGAGUUUUGCAGUGGAGUCGAAGCGACAAGUGCUUCGGAUUGAUGGGCUACUAAUGGGCAGCACUUCUUGAGGGCAGUGAUCCGUCUGCUGGGAAAGGUGGAAUGUGAAGCCUCGAGGCGAGUGGGCAGGAUAAUGGUUCGAAGUAAUUGCUUACAUGUCGACUGAAAAGCUUGGUAGAACUAACGGGAGCUGCGGAAAGGUCUACAAGACAGCCCAGGUUUGAAGGUAGACUGCAGAAGAGUUUGGAUUUCGUUGGGUGGUGUAAGGGAUUCAUGCCGCAAACUGGUUGUGUCAUUGUGUCAAAAGUCCGUAUGAAACAAUACAUACGCUAGAUAGGUGGGUGCAAUGUGACUGACCACGAGUUUUGGAGUUCGUUCGUCAUCUCGACGGGCAAUCCUUAGAUGAGUCUGCAGUCGCAAAGGACAGCUGCGCAGAUUGCACACUGCAACUAAGACAGCCAACCAUCAACGAGUCUUCAUUUUGUAAAGUCACUGCAAUCCGAGGAUCGGUGCAACAAGAAGAAAAAGUUCCGCAGACUUUAAGUUCAUGGAGUCAAGGGUCGUUAGCGUCAAUAGACCGCUUUCACUGAAGAAGAGCUACUUGCA